AUGGUGAAUACACAUAUACCUGAUAAACUAAGGUCCGUCUUCGCCAUGAUUCAUAGAUUGGAAGUUUUUCUGGAAUCUAGUUACAUUCCGAAACAAGGGGGAGAAGGUAUGUCACAAUCCAAGAAGGAAGAUCCCAAACCUUCAGCCAAGCACACUGUCAAAAGCAAAUCCGAGACUAAAGGCAAGAAAACCUUUUCAGUGAAGAACCUAUUGUUGACAACGGCGAAGAUGAAGAGCCUGAUGAAAACAAGAUCAAUAGAAGAAAAGCACGUGAAGUUGAAAUGGAAGAGCGUCAAAGAAUAA
Messenger RNA from Lactuca saligna, 303 nucleotides. The record is from the annotation of a GenBank genome assembly. NCBI's taxonomy places the organism in Eukaryota, Viridiplantae, Streptophyta, Magnoliopsida, Asterales, Asteraceae.